CUUGGUUUGGAACUCUGACUUAGAAGAGCUGGUAGGAACAGGUUUAGUAUCUAGGGGCUGGGUGGCUCCAAAUCACUAAUUUAGUGGGGAUCAAGGAACUGGGGCAAUACCGUAUUCUACACAGGGUCUGGAGAUCAUCUAUCCAGGCUGGGGCUUCUGGAGCAGGUGAGGACCCAGGGCCCCUGGAGGAACUGGUCCAGGGGACUGAAUUCCUGGUGUGUUCCCAGAGCAGAGCAUGAACACACUCCUGCCAUUGCUGCUGGGCCUCAGCCUGGGCUCCGCCAGAGCAGACGGUGGCUUUGUAGCCCAUGUGGAAAGCACCUGUGUGUUGGAUGAUGAUGGGACUCCAAAGGAUUUUGAGUAUUGUGUCACCUUCAACAAGGUUUUGCUGACCUGCUGGGAUCCCCAAAUGGCCAAAAUGACCCCUCAAGAAUUUAGGGUACUGAAUGUCUUGGCCAAUUACCUCUCAGAUUACCUCAACAGACAGGAAAGUCUGCUCCAGCGCUUGUCUAAUGGGCUCCAGGACUGUGCAGCACAUACCCAGUCCUUCUGGGGAUCACUGACCCACAGGACACGGCCGCCAACCGUGCAGGUAGCCAAAGCCACUCCUUUCAACACGAGGGAGCGCGUGAUGCUGGCCUGCUACGUGUGGGGCUUCUAUCCCGCUGAUGUGACCAUCUCGUGGAGGAAGAAUGGGCAGCCUGUCCUCCCUCACAGAAGUGCCCCUAAGCCGGCUCAGCCCAAUGGAGACUGGACGUACCAGACCGUCUCCCAUUUAGCCACAACCCCCUCUUUCGGGGACACCUACACCUGUGUGGUGGAGCACAUCGGGGCUCCUGAGCCCAUCCGUGAGGACUGGACACCUGGGCUGUCCCCAGUGCAAACAGUGAAGGUUUCAGUGGCUGCGGUGACUCUGGGCCUGGGCCUCAUCAUUUUCUCUCUUGGUCUGUUCAGCUGGCGGAGAGCCAGAUCCUCUGGCUACAUUUUCCUCCCUGGGUCCAGUUAUCCAGAAGGUCAACGCAUCUCCUAGAGGCAGGGUCCUACAACCUCCACUCCAAGGGAGGAGGAGAUUCAAAGUCUUAGUGAUGCUGCUGUACCCCCUCAACGUCCUCAGAGCCUCCGCAUUUUCUUGGAUUCUAGGUCUUCUCCAUCCAGAUCUUUGAGCUUCCCAGCCAACCCCAUGGAAGCCUUAGGGAGCUGGGGGACUCGUUCCUGGGAAUAUUCUGUAACCCAGGUAUCGUCCAAGGCUAUACUUCUGGGGCGAAUAUAGUCUGGGGAGGAAGGGUAAAGGCCCUUGUGGGGGCCACACUCUGCCACAGGGGCAGUGAGUCAUUGGUGAUCAUCUUGAGGAAUAAACUUUGGUGGAAAUAUCGUU
Suricata suricatta (meerkat) is the source of this 1375-nucleotide messenger RNA. RefSeq names its product HLA class II histocompatibility antigen, DM beta chain. Gene Ontology annotation, biological process: antigen processing and presentation of exogenous peptide antigen via MHC class II; positive regulation of T cell activation; immunoglobulin production involved in immunoglobulin-mediated immune response. The transcript has 6 exons. Gene Ontology annotation, cellular component: lysosomal membrane; MHC class II protein complex; late endosome membrane. The coding region runs from base 236 to 1030 and encodes 264 amino acids. The record is from RefSeq and is a predicted model, not a curated record. Gene Ontology annotation, molecular function: MHC class II protein complex binding. NCBI's taxonomy places the organism in Eukaryota, Metazoa, Chordata, Mammalia, Carnivora, Herpestidae.